Molecule: messenger RNA, 441 nt
Organism: Staurois parvus
Lineage: Eukaryota; Metazoa; Chordata; Amphibia; Anura; Ranidae
Source: the annotation of a GenBank genome assembly
CCCCUUCCUUAUACCUCUUCUCUCAUACAAGAUGUCAGUUUUAAAACCCCCCCCUCUCCCCACUCCCACCCCAGUUCUCUCCCUCCACCUCUGGCCACCAAAGCCGCCCGCAAGAGCGCCCCGGCCACCGGCGGAGUGAAGAAGCCUCACCGCUACAGGCCCGGCACCGUGGCUCUCCGAGAGAUCCGCCGCUACCAGAAAUCCACCGAGCUGCUCAUCCGCAAGCUGCCCUUCCAGCGCCUCGUCCGAGAGAUCGCCCAGGACUUCAAGACCGACCUGCGCUUCCAGAGCUCCGCCGUCAUGGCUCUGCAGGAGGCCGCAGAGGCUUAUCUCGUCGGACUCUUCGAGGACACCAACCUCUGCGCCAUCCACGCCAAGAGGGUCACCAUCAUGCCCAAAGACAUCCAGCUGGCACGCCGCAUCCGCGGAGAGAGGGCCUAG